Messenger RNA from Morus notabilis, 1609 nucleotides. RefSeq lists its product as uncharacterized. The transcript has 2 exons. Bases 29 to 1291 code for a protein of 420 amino acids. NCBI's taxonomy places the organism in Eukaryota, Viridiplantae, Streptophyta, Magnoliopsida, Rosales, Moraceae. The record is from RefSeq and is a predicted model, not a curated record. Gene Ontology annotation, molecular function: protein binding.
CUCUCCCCUUUUUUCUUCUCAAUCUCAAAUGGGAAUUAACAUAAUCCACACCAUCUUCUUCUUUUCCCUUCUAAUAUUUUCUUCCCCAAUAACUUGCCUGGACAUUGAUUUAGGCAUUGAUCUGGGCCCAAUAUUAUCGCCGCUUCCACUAAUCCCCGACCUCCUAAACUUCGCAGACCAAAGACUAGCCAUAAUCUACCCAAUAAUCCAGACCUUCAAGAACAUCAUAACCUCGGACCCUUUAGGAAUCACCAAAACCUGGGUCGGCUCCGAUUUGUGCAAGUACGCUGGCUUCUACUGCGGCACCCCGCCCGACAAUGACACCGCCACCGUCAUCGCCUCAAUCGACUUCAACGGCUUCGGUCUCUCCGCCCCGACUCUCGACGGCUUCCUUGACCAACUCCCCGACUUAGCAAUCUUCCAUGCGAAUUCCAACAACUUCACCGGCACAAUCUCUCCGAAAAUCGCCAACCUCCGGUACCUCUUCGAACUCGAUUUAAGCAACAACAACCUCGUCGGAACAUUUCCUACGGCGGUCCUAUCAAUGACGAGCCUAUCUUUCCUUGACAUCCGCUUCAACUCGUUUGCCGGAGUCGUCCCUCCACAUAUCUUCAUGCAAACCCUAGACUUUCUCUUCCUAAACGACAACAACUUUGCCCAAACGCUGCCACAAACCAUAGGCUCCACUUCGGCGGCGUACCUUACAUUGGCCAACAACAUGUUCACCGGACCGAUCCCACGGAGCAUCGGAAACGCUAACUCAACACUACGAGAAAUCUUGUUGCUCAACAAUCUGUUGACGGGUUGUCUUCCUUACGAAUUAGGGUUACUAAAAGAGGCGGUCGUUUUCGACGCCGGGAACAACCUCUUGACCGGGCCUUUGCCGUGUUCUCUGGGGUGUUUGAGGAAAAUCGAGGUGCUGAACUUCGCCGGAAACUUGCUGUACGGGAAGAUCCCGGAGCAGAUCUGCGCGGUGGGGAGUUUGGUGAACUUUUCGCUCUUCGAUAACUAUUUCACGUCGGUCGGGCCGGAGUGCAGGAAGAUGAUAAAAAGCCGGGUUCUUGACGUGAGGAAGAAUUGCAUUCGGGGUCUUCCUGAGCAAAGAUCGGCGGAGGAAUGCGCUUCGUUCUUUUUGAAGCCCAGAAGUUGUUCGCAUCCUUCUUCGUUUACUUUUAUGCCUUGUGAGGUUCAGCCUUCGAGUGAGAGUGACGGUGAUCCCCCUGUGCGACGUCGUACCAAGAGGAAGUUGGUUUCUUAUGCUGCUCUUUCCAGGCAUAGGCUUAUGUUAUGAUAUGUAUAGGUAAUUUGAUUUUACAUGGAUACUUAUAUUAUGCAGUUUUUUUUUUUUUUUUUGCUAAUAUUAUAUAUUGUGCACUUUCAUCAAGUUAUAUAUGCAUUGAUCAGGGAAAUUAAGGGAAGUUUUGAUUGAAGACGUACGUGCCACUAAUUAAUUCCACGCCUAAGAAAGUGUGGAUGAUGAUGAAUAAGAUAUAUAUAUAUAUAUAUACAUAUAUAUAUGACGAUUCCAUGUUUAAGGAUGGAAUUACUAUAUGUAAAAUGUAAUUUAUAGUUGAUCAAAGAAAAGUAUUAACCUUCCUUCGGGAUUAAA